GGAAAUAAUUGUAAAUUGCAUUGUAAAUCGCAUCAAUUGGAACUCAUUUAACACCCUUUAUGCAAUGACUUAUUCAUCAUUCCCCCACGAAGACCUGCCGCGUAGUUAAUACGUAAUACAUUGUUAAUAAGCGCGAUGAUAUUAAAGAGAAAUCUUAGAAUGUGAAGACAGGAUCAAUUGUUUCAUAAAUAUAAAACGUGAUUUGUGAUGCAGCAAGAAAUUUUUGCAUUAUACUUGUAAGAGUUUCGCGGGCAAAUGGCGGAUCAAUAUUUCACCCCCACGCGAAUCUGAGCGGCAUUCCCCAAUUACCAAAGAUUUAUACGAAGUAAUUUGAGUUUCCAUACAAUACAUAUCCUGUACGUGAUUCUUAAAAGGAAAGCUUUAAUGUGAAAAUUACAGAUCAUAUAAAAAAUGUCAGUUUUAUUAGGAUUGUAAACUUUAUCGAAAUAUCAAGUGAUGCUACGUGAAAAGUGAAACGAUAAUACCACCCCUUCAAAGUCGAGCGUGAGGAAAUUGACAAAACGUUUCAUUAUAAUUACAUUCCUUUCGUGGAUGUGAAAUAUCUUGUUAUUCAAAAUUCGUUUUAGGACGAUUAUAAUGUGUGGACGAAGAUGCUGAAAAAACAGCAAUCAGCGUAUUUUUCAAAGAAGAAAAACGCUGAUGAUGAAUCCUUACAAAAUUGUUUACACAACAUUUUAUACCUAAUACAAAGUAAAAAAUUUAGGAAGUUUACACAAUAACUCAUUUAAUGCUGUUAAAAGCAUUCUAAUACAUGUAUGAGAAAAAAAAACAAUGCUACAUAUAUCAGGUGCUGCGCCAAAAUACUACCUCUGCUAUGUGUACAAAGUUAUAAAAUUGAUUGUUUUAGAAGUAAAAUAAAAUUAUUAAAUAUAUAUAUAUAUACACACUACACACAUAUAGGAAUAUAAAUAUAAAUGGAGAAAUAUAUUCUGAAUUAUAAAUAUUUAUAUGUAAAUGCAUAAGAGAAAACUGGAAGCUCUUCCUUAAUCCAUGUUCUCUUGCUUAACAAUGUAUUAUCAACAAAUAAUAUGACAAGAGGACAUUUUAACACAAUGAUCUACUGACAAAUGUAUAAAAGUAAAAAUAUCUAUAUAUUAAUAGCUCAAAAGAAAUAGUUAAUGAGUAAAUAAAAAUGAGCAUACCAUAUGAUGAAAACUUGGUAUGGAUAGUAGUGGUUGGAUUUGUAGUGGCCUUUAUUUUGGCAUUUGGAAUCGGAGCGAAUGAUGUUGCAAAUAGUUUUGGAACAAGUGUUGGUGCAGGAGUACUUACAAUAUUUCAGGCUUGUAUUUUGGCAACUGUUUUUGAAAUUGCAGGAGCUGUACUCAUUGGCUAUAAGGUUUCUGAUACUAUGAGAAAGGGUAUAUUAGAUGUAACAUUAUACGAAGGUCAUGAAAAAGAAUUAAUGGUUGGAGCAUUGUCUAGUUUAGCUGGAUCUGGUAUCUGGCUAUUACUAGCAACAGCAUUACGAUUACCUAUUUCUGGAACACAUUCCAUUGUUGGUGCUACAGUUGGUUUUUCACUUGUCUGUAAAGGUGCUGCAGGGGUCAAGUGGAUAGCUCUUGCAAACAUAGCAGCGUCUUGGUUUGCAAGUCCUAUACUUAGCGGAAUUGUAUCAGGUGCUAUAUUUUGGGUUCUAAGAAAAUCAGUACUUCAAUCUAGCAAGCCUUUAGAACAAGGUCUUCAUAUUCUCCCAGUAGCAUAUGGACUCACUGUUGCUAUUAAUGUUAUAUCAGUUGCACAUGAUGGACCUAAACUUUUAAUGUUAGAUCAAGUGCCAUGGUGGGGUAGUAUUUUAACUGCAUUAGGUUUUGGUUUAUUUUCAGCUGUCAUUGUUUAUUUAUUUGUUGUGCCAUGGCAAAGAAAAAGGAUAUUACUUUCAUUGAGUAGCAAUGAAAAAACAACAACUAAUUUUGGUACCUGUGAUAAAAAAGAAACAACAGCACUAUCUGUUAUUUCUGAAGCCCCAUGUAGUAGUAAUAGUAAUGGUAAUGCAAAAGAAGCAGCACCAAAAUUACGCGGUAAUAGCAGUGCAAGCCCUCUUUUAAUGGUAGCAGGAUCAGAUGUUGAGGGUGUUCAAACUGAAAUUGAAAGGAAAAAUGAAGAACCACCAGAAAUAUCUAGACUCUUUGCUUUUUUGCAAGUACUAACUGCAGCAUUUGGCAGUUUCGCUCAUGGUGGCAAUGAUGUCAGUAAUGCAAUUGGUCCACUUAUUGCACUUUGGGCUGUGUAUGCAGAAGGAUCAGCUAGGCAAGAGGCAGACACUCCAUUGCUUAUAUUACUUUAUGGUGGUUUAGGAAUAUCAACUGGUCUUUGGGUAUGGGGACGUAAAGUAAUACAAACUCUAGGACAAGAUUUAGCACGUAUUACACCAACUACAGGAUUUACUAUAGAGGUAGGAGCGGCGGUAACUGUUUUGUUGGCAAGUAAGGCUGGUUUACCUGUGUCAACAACUCAUUGCAAAGUGGGAUCUGUUGUUUGUGUGGGAUGGGCUUCGCGUGGUGGUGAGGGAGUUUCAUGGAAAUUAUUUCGUAAUAUUGCAUUUGCAUGGUUAAUUACUGUACCAGUGGCUGGCUGCUUAUCUGCAGGAUGUAUGGCUAUCUUUAAGGAAAUAAUUAGUUUGUGACUUAACUGUCGGGGCAACUAAUCCAUUUUAGUGAAAACCAUCCAAUGCUACUGUUGUCAAUAAUUUAUGCGAAAAUAAAUGAUCAAAUAUAAAUUGA
This is a messenger RNA of Frieseomelitta varia, 2741 nucleotides long. It is a transcript of the gene NaPi-III, whose product is annotated as sodium-dependent phosphate transporter 2. The record is from RefSeq and is a predicted model, not a curated record. Gene Ontology annotation, cellular component: membrane. NCBI's taxonomy places the organism in Eukaryota, Metazoa, Arthropoda, Insecta, Hymenoptera, Apidae. Gene Ontology annotation, biological process: phosphate ion transmembrane transport. The transcript is spliced from 8 exons. Gene Ontology annotation, molecular function: phosphate transmembrane transporter activity. Bases 1154 to 2644 code for a protein of 496 amino acids.